This is a messenger RNA of Pomacea canaliculata, 7429 nucleotides long. RefSeq names its product xylosyltransferase 1-like. NCBI's taxonomy places the organism in Eukaryota, Metazoa, Mollusca, Gastropoda, Architaenioglossa, Ampullariidae. Gene Ontology annotation, molecular function: protein xylosyltransferase activity. Gene Ontology annotation, biological process: chondroitin sulfate proteoglycan biosynthetic process; heparan sulfate proteoglycan biosynthetic process. The record is from RefSeq and is a predicted model, not a curated record. The transcript has 14 exons. Bases 36 to 2939 code for a protein of 967 amino acids. Gene Ontology annotation, cellular component: membrane.
GUCGGAAGGCAAAAAGAAGUCUCUCACAAACGAGAAUGGCAGCCGCGCGACUAGUUGUAACUCGGAGACUCUAUUCUCGAUACAAAUACUUCUUUUAUUUUUCUAUCGUUAUUUUGGCCCUUCAAGCUUUACUAGGAUACAGCUUUUACUCUAUGAAAGAAGUGGACCAAUCGGACGAUAAAGCGACUGGUAAUGGACCACAUGUAAACCCGGCAAACGAUCAACUUAGUAACAAGAACGAACCCAAUGGUUUUGCCGAUAAGGGCAGACAUCAGGAAUCUCAUAGCACAGACAAGCUAAUCAGCAAAAAUGGAGGAACAGGACCACCACAGGAUCACCACCAGGAUGCUGACAAUGACCAUGGAGACACUCAGUUGGACAAACUAGAAAACAGCAACCAUGAUGCCAAUGGUGCUGAGGGUCCAGGGGUGGAGGCAUCCUUAGCAACAGAAACACCACGUUUCACCAAGUAUCAGCCCAAGUGUGAGGUGACAGAGAAGGAGGCCAUAUCAGCCAUCAGCAGGGCCAAGACAGUGCAGUGCAAGCAGGAGCUGGCAGAUGUGGCAUGCCUACACAUGGAGAAUAAGCUGUAUAAAACAUAUCUUCCACGAUUCUGUCCUCUUAGAGGUAAUAAUACAGGCAAGUAUCUGGGUUGCUACAAGGACAACCUCAGUGACCGAGACCUGGAAGGCAGCUAUGUUGAAACAGAUGAAAAUUCACCGGAUAUGUGUGUUAAUUACUGCUUGAGGGCAGGGUUCAGUUAUGCAGGCCUUCAGUACACGCGAGAGUGUUGGUGCGGUGAUGCAUAUGGAAAGCAUGGUCUUCGUGAAGAUGCACAUUGCAGCAGCAAGUGCCCUGGCCAGGAAAAUGCCACUUGUGGUGGAUAUCUGGCUAACCGCAUUUUUAUGACAGGCUUUGGCAGAAAAUACACAGACAUCAAGAAAAAAACACAGACUAUGAAAGAAAAAGAAUUGGCAGCUGAGGCUAUUCGCCAUCCAGCACCUUUGAGUUUGGACAGCACACAGCCACAAAAAAGCUUGGUGAAAAUUGUUUUUGUGCUCACGCUCAAUGGGCGGCAGACACGUCAAGUUGUUCGACUACUACGCACCCUUUAUCAGCCACAUCACUAUUACUACAUCCACGUGGAUAGUCGUCAAGAGUAUAUGUUCCGAGAGCUGUUGCCACUGGAGGAGCUGUUACCUAAUGUGAUGGUGACCCGAAAUCGUUUUGCAACCAUUUGGGGUGGUUCCAGCUUGCUUCAGGCUCAUUUGAGCUUCCUGAAAGAGCUCUUGGACAAGACAGAGUGGGCUUGGGACUAUUACAUAAAUCUCAGUGAAAGUGAUUACCCCAUUAAGACGAUUUCAGAUCUCACGAGUUACCUCACCACUUAUAAAGGACUUAAUUUUCUCAAGUCCCAUGGGAAGGAUACACCAAGAUUUAUCAAGAAGCAGGGUUUGGAUCAGACAUUCUAUGAGUGUGAAAAUCACCUGUGGCGUGUUGGACGCAGACCUUUGCCGAAUGGUAUUCGUGUUGAUGGGGGCAGUGACUGGAUAUGUCUGUACCGAAGCUUUGCCCAGUAUGUCAUCAAGGAAAAUGAUGAGCUACUUGCAGGACUAAAAGCAUACUACAAGUACUCUUUGCUUCCUGCAGAGUCUUUCUUCCACACAGUCCUGCAAAACAGCCACUUCUGUACAGAGUCAGUCGACAACAAUCUGCACAUGACCAACUGGCGGCGUAAGCAGGGCUGCAAAUGUCAGUACAAGCACAUCGUGGACUGGUGUGGCUGCUCUCCCAAUGACUUCAAAAUCAAUGACCUUGAAAGGCUGCUUCUUGUGCAGAAAUAUGAAGACAAACCCCUUUUCUUUGCACGAAAAUUUGAAGCUGUUGUCAGCCAGGAGAUCAUCAAUAGCUUGGAUGUUUACCUGUUCGGGCAUCUACAGCAAGGUAUGACAGGACUGUCCAGCUAUUGGCAAAAUGAAUAUCACCACCUUGAUUACCAGAGAAAAAGCAGAGAUGGUCGCUUCACUUUCUAUCACGCAUUUAUGCGUCUGACACUAGCAUCUUUAAAGCAGCGAAAUGCAUCCUGCCAGUUAAGACCUCUACAGCUGCUGGAAAUCAACUUGUUUCAAGAAAGUGACCAUUUCCAUGGUCUCUUGACUUUGUUUAAAGUGGAAGACCUCACAUCUGGCAAAGAGUUGACACUGGAAGCCCAUAUGCACCCAAAGCAUUAUUACUCUGUGAUAGAUGCUAAGGGACCUGUUGGAAGGUUGCAGUAUCUCGAGGUUGGAUCUGAUUUUGAUCCAAAAGAACAGAUCUUUCGCAAUUAUGGCCGUCUUUUGGGACCCUUUGAUGAGGUAGCCUUGCGGCAUGUCUGGGACUUGGGCAAAGAAUUCACUGUCUCCAUGGCUUGGGUGGAUCCUGCCAACAUUAUUGCUGCCUCUUAUGAUAUCAAGAUACCUGGGUCUGUAUUCACAGGCUCACACAAGCCAGCAUUAAAUCGUCCUCUUAGGCCAGGAGUGUGGACAGUAAAACUUAUGUACAACAUGGCAUUGGUUGCCGAAACACAGUUUCUGAUCAUCCCACUCACACAUUACCAGGGACGACUUAUUUUACCAGCACAAGUCCCACGCACUCAUGGGGGUCCCAUUGGUAUGUACUCAUCCAAAGAUUUCUCAGAACUGCGGGAUAUUUUGAAGGUGCCACAAAGUCGGGAAUUGGAGGAAGAAGCUGCCAACAAUGCCAAGAAGGUUGGCAAAGAUUUGGAACUGUGGGUUGACAGCCUCCUUCCACUCUUCUGGGUGAUGCAGGAAGCAUGUUCUAUGGAAGUGUCAAAUUUCUGUGCACUGCAGGAGUGCACAAAGACAUCAUGGAGUUCUCGAUCACCUGACCCCAAAUCAGACAUUCGGUCCAUUGGUUCAAAAUUACCUUUAGGUAGAUGACCAUGGCCAACAACUAGAAUUUGAUGCUUUCACAGAAAUGUGUGCGCAUAUUUAAAAGCUGUUUUCUGUGUAAAACUUCUUCCAUGUAAAGAACAUUCUGCAGCAGCUACAGUGGGUGAGUUAGUACAAAGCUUUGAACAAAAGGUCCCAAUGUUUUUACCAGCUAUUACUGUCUGUGUGUGAGUGUGCUGAGGGCUGGAAUGAAUCACUGCUUAAAAUGGAAGGAAUGUGUCAAGUGCUUGGUCUUAUUACAGAGAAUUAAAAAAAAGUCUAUUAGUAAUAUUUACCGAAGAAUAUUCUACCCUCCUCUGCCUGUAGCUUUUUUUUUAUUGCUGUAUAGUACUGAAAAAAAUGUAGAGAUUGUUGUAUUUUUUGCAAAAGUAUUUUCUGAAAACUCCUUUAAAGAAUUUUUUCUUUGACACAAUAUGGAGUCUGACAAAUCAAGCCAUGGGUAGCAGUAAAUUGCCUUCAUCAAUGUGCUGCCCUAUUCAGCUCAAGUCAGCAUUAGAUACAGUGCCUGUCUCCACUCUGACCAGCGCGUACCAGUGACUGUAUUUGAGUCAGGAGGAAUAUGUGUGGAGAGAUCUUUGAGUUAACUGCACUUGACAUGCACAUCAGACAACUGCAGGCUGAUCAGCUUUUAAUAUGGGUGAUGAAAAUGUUUCAUGAGAAAUACAAGACAGUAUUGCUGAUGAUCUUUUUUUUUUUUUUAACAGGGCUAUAUUUUUGAGAUUUUACUUCAAACAUACUAAGUAUGUUGGAAAAAAAUUAAGACAUUUCAUCAUGAUUGCACAGGUGUGUUCUUUAAACAUUAGUUUUAACUUUUUUAAUGACUCUUUCAAUCACAAGAAAUGCUGUGGAUAGCCAUAAUCGAAAAUCAUUACUCAUACACAUCACAGACGUUGUGCAAAUUUAUCUUUUUGUACAUGCAUAUUACAAUCUUCCAUGUUCGGAUUUUCACAUCAUGUUCUUCAGCAUACAAUAUACUGAAUACAGCGGUGCUGUAAAUUUGGUGUCUUUUUUUGCACAUGACAUCUUGGAGACAGACAACCUCACAAUGAUCCUUAUACAAAUCUUGUUAUAGUCCUGCAUAUAAAUUUUUUCUGGGAGCAAAUCCAUUAGUUUCAUUGAAACUGAUAACAGUGCUUUCUUUGAUUUAUUAUUGUAAAUCAUCUUAUUUGUAUAUUUAAUGUUACAAAUGUCAGAUUCAGCCAACAUUUUAAAUUUUGUCUGUAAGAGAUGUGAGUGCCAUGCAGUUUUGCUUUGAAGUAGCAAAGGGAGAUCUGUACUAUGAUAUUUGAGUGGGUUUGUAUUUUGUUUUUGUUUUUAAAAGCUGAUCUAAAUGACUGAUCUGGUUCAAGCUGGAUUUUUUCACUUUCUUUGGUGUCCACCACAUACCACAAGCACAAGUCAUCUGUUUCGGUGGAUUUUUGUUGGUUUUUUUGUUUUUUCCUUAAGCUAUUUUUCUUUUGUUGGAACUAAAUAUGAAAACUGAAUAUGUAAUAAGUGGUGUUUGGAGCUGAGUACUGUGAUUGACAUUAACUAAAAUACCCUUCCUCAGAAUGAUGAUGCAUUUUUAUGCUUUAAUGUAGGGGAGUGAGGAGACAAAGAAAAAAUUUAAUUUUAUGCACCUAAAGCUGUGUUCAUUGUAGGAGCUGAAAAAUGGACAGAGUACAUAAGCUUAUCGAAGAGAUUCCAUAGGAGACAGCAGUGUUAUCUGAGAGCUUGACAUUUGAAAAUAUCCUUCAGAUUAGCAACUUCUCUUAAAAAAUUUUAAAUGUUUAAAAUCUACAUUAGCAACAAUUUUACAUCAUUUUUUUUACACCUAGAACAUGAAGAGGAUGCAGCUGUUUUGCAUACAACUACUUAUGAACAAUUUCUUUGCAAAAAAAUGAAUCUAAAUAAGAUGAUACAUUUUAAAUAUUUUUCUGGUUUUUUCCUGUCAGUUGUGGCAGAAGAGAGUCUGUUGGUUUCUUUCAAAGCAAAGUCAAAGGUGUAUAUAUUUAAAAUCACCAGCACCUUGAUUCUGCCUGGUUUGCACAGGCUAGAGGAAUACAUAAGUGAACUCAUUGUUUGCAUCAUAAGCCACAAAAGUGUUGCAUGUGAACUUUGUAUUGAUGUUGAGUGUCAGAAGAAAGCAAUCUCCAUCUUUUUGAACUGCAUGAUGAAACUGUCUACAAUCACCUGCUGUAAAAAGAACUAAAUAUACCAAAGACGUGGGGAAUCUUCAUGCCCUCUUUGACUCUGUAUUACACAAAAGUAGUUUUUUUUGUUCAGUCUCGGUUGUCUGCUAGCCUGGAAGAAUUCAAUCUGAUACAUUUGUUUAAGAUCUUUACAUUUUUGUAAUGGGCACUAUUUGGCUGGCAACCUGAUGUCUUUUGAGCAAGUUUUAAUGCAGCUCAUCCAUAUUGAAAAAUCUUCUACAUAUUUUCAUGAAAUAUUGUUGCUUUGUUUUUGAACAUGGCAUUUAUUGAGUUUUAGUCUUUUGGAGAAAGUUAAAAUGCUUUAGUAUAAAGUUCUUUUAACGUUAUGGGCCAUAAAGAGCUGCCUGGCAUCCUUGCCUGCAGAAGAGGGAGUGACCAUGCUGGAAUGCAGGACAGCCUUGUUUUACUUUCCCACCUGAAUGUCCCCUCUUGUGCAUCUCUUUGUGCUUAUCACUCUCCCCACAAAAAAAUGUAUAAAGCAACAAAUGGUAGGUAAACACACACAUUAUUGAAAAGCAAGGACAUUUACCAGGCUAUGUUUGCGUAAAGGUUUGGGUUAAGAAUGCAACGAAUAACUGGAUGUUGUGAUAAGAGAUGGUGUGGGUUGUGGUACUAGGUGGACAUUUUAAGAGCUUCCAGAAGUGAAAUAUCAAAGAGAGAAAUAUUGCAUAUUUUUUUUGUUACAAUCGUGUUUCUAUACUUAAUGGCCUAACUCUAAUUUUGUAUCCACAGGCAGGCCAACACAAUAAAUUGGUGUUCUCGUUGCUGUUUAAGUGGGACACCAUGUUUUUAGCAAAUACUUUUUGGUUUCUUUUUUGUCAUUCAGAUCUUUUUGAGUUUUUGUUUUUCUUUUGGUAGAAGUAGCAGGACUGAUUUUGGGCAGUGUUGUGUGGACAUGACAAAUUUGACAUGGAGAACUUGUGUAUGCUAUAAUUUACAAGUAAUAUAACUUGUGACUUUUGUGAUUCACAUUUGCAUGUUCACUUAAAUUUUUCUGUGAUAUCACCUGCGUUAUUGCCAGUACACUGCACUUUACCACUUCACAACAGUAAUAAUGUAUCUAAGCACAAGGAAGCUCUUCUAAACCAAAGAACAUUCCAUUUCUUUGCUGUUCAUUUUAUUCAGGGUUUUUUUUUCCCCAUGAUCACAUCUGUAUUCAUAUUGAAUUUCAGAAAUCACACUUAAUAAAUAUUUAUGGUGGUCCACCUAGUCCCCUGAGCAAAUUAAUCACAUCAGAAUCUCCAUGUCUUGUCUGAAAAUCUGGUUGGUGUAUCUCACAUACACACACAUGCACAGUAUAUGUACAUCAUUGUGGAAACAGUUUGAUAAGUCUUUUACAUUUUGUUUUUUUACAUGCUGUGUACGCUGUCGCUUACUCAAUUAUUGGAAUCAGGACUGUCAUUGCCACCUGUUCAUACUUCAAUCAUUUUAUGCAAGUUAUUUAGAAUAUUGCAGAAACUUUCAAUCGAUCAUAAAUCAUCUAAUUUGAUUCAAGUUCCCUACCUCUAAAUAAUCAAACAUCCUUCAUAGCAUGUGUCCAUGAGAAUUAAAUGUCAGUUUUUGGUUUAAAGUGCAUGAUACAGGUCUGUUGCAAGGAAGACUUUUUUUUUUUGUAACCUUCACAAAUUCACUUUAUUCAACUUUAAUUGUGGUUGUGCUAAAUCAAGGCCAGCUUCCAUUAGAAGUGUGAUCACAGCAGAAAGCACUUAUGCUCUAGACAAAGAAAUUGGUUUUCAAAUAUGAUGAUUAUUGUUAUUCUUUGUUGUUACUUUUUGGAGGUUUCUAAUUACUUGCUACAGGUAUUGUAGUUAAAUGACCAUGGAUAUGUUCAUUUUGCAGCAACAGAACAACUUUAUUCCACAGUUAAAAGACAAAUAAUUACUGAAUUCUGUUGAACAUUAGGUUUUUAAUGCCACAUGUGUCAGCACCUCAUUGCAUUUUCAGGUAAUCAGGAUUUACGUGACCAGUUCACAACAUUCAAAAGUUGUGUCGGUUGUUGGUGUCUAAUAUUCCUGAAGAGAUACCAUCAUGCCUUUUUUAGAUAUGAUCAAACUUUGUUGGCAACUGCUGAUACAUAUUGCCUGUUGUGAGGCAUAGGGAUGAUCUUAGCUUCAAGGCUUUUGAAGCACACAUAAAAUAAUCAUAUCUAAAUGUACCAAAGACAUGUUAGUCUUUCAUUUCAUGGUAUACAGCUAUUUAUGGGGUCAGGUGGAUUUCUGACAAAUCGUUUCAUGUGAUGGUAAAGCUGGUGAAAUAAAUACAAUAAAGUUAUUUUGUAAUUUCCCA